Plutella xylostella (diamondback moth) is the source of this 1419-nucleotide messenger RNA. The record is from RefSeq and is a predicted model, not a curated record. Lineage: Eukaryota; Metazoa; Arthropoda; Insecta; Lepidoptera; Plutellidae.
AUUGAAGAAUUCAGUUUUUAGUUCAAAAGUUUGUAAAAAGCUCUGAGGAUAUAUUAGACGUUGAUCAAAGCGGUGCUUUAUUACUAUAGUCGUAAAUUUUUUGUCUAAUCCAGCACGGCGAUAGAGUUAUAAUUUUUCAUUCAAGUAUUGAUUUUUAAAUUCUACGCUUUGGUUAUAAAAAUGUCUAAGCAAGUGGCAGACAUACAGAUCCACGCGGCUGACUCCCAGGAGUCCCUGGACACAGACGACGGUCUGGACAUCAGUGUCGAUCUCAUUGAUGACAACUUGUAUCUUGGUAACCUGGCAUGUGCUCGGGACCGGGACACGCUGCAGAGACUCGGAGUCACUCACCUGCUCACAAUAGAUGUGGUGCCGUUGCCACGCGCUGUGCUUGAUACUACCAAACUACAUGUAGAGUACCUUAAAUUGGCUGAUGUUCCAAAGGAAGAUUUGAUAACUCACCUCCCAGCCACAAAUGAAUACAUCAAGAAAGCUAUCAGCAAUGGAGGGACAGUCCUGGUGCACUGCUACUUCGGCGUGUCCCGCUCAGCAGCGGUCGUCAUAGCGUACAUAAUGGACAAGUACAAGCUCCGCUAUGACGACGCGUUCACUCUGGUCAAGGGCAAGCGGCGGUUCGUGGCGCCCAACGUGGGCUUCGUGGCGCAGCUGAAGCUGUUCGGGCACAUGGGCUGUGAGAUUAACAAGGAGGACCCGCGGUUCAAGCAGUUUAGGUUGAGGCUGGCUGGGCAGAAGCUUAAAGAGGUAAAGAUCCUCCCGCAAAGCUUCCUCGAGCUAGUCAAAGAGGACCCCGGAUUAGCUCGCGAGAGACCCUCCCCGCUGGUGUACCGAUGUGCCUCAUGCCGCCGCGUGCUGGCCACGCAGGGGAACCUAUUGCCGCACAGGGAGAAGGGGGAGCGGGACAAGAGGCGAGGGAGGGAGAAGGGGAGGACGUCAGAAGCCAGCAGUAAAGACAACGGCGAGAUCCUCAUAGAGAAGCUGCAGACCCUGGCAAGUGAGAUGAGCGUGCGGGGCGGCGCCGGCAGCCGCGACUCCAGUGUGGAUAGAGACCACGGUGGAAGCGAAGAAGUGCUGGAUGGCUACAGCGAACAGAACAUGGUAGACGCGUGCAUCGUGCCGGCGGCUGUGACGGGCGCGUGCCGCCGCGUGUGGUUCGUGGAGCCCAUGCGCUGGAUGCGCGGCGUGACGCACGCCAGCAGCGGCAAGCUGCACUGCCCCAAGUGUCAGGCCAAGAUCGGGAGCUUCAACUGGAUUAUGGGUUGCCGCUGUCCGUGCGGGCAGAAGGUGGCGCCGGCGUUCUACCUGGUGCCGUCCAAGGUGGAGUGGGCCAACAUCGUGCAGAACGUGCAGACCACCGUGUGAACACAGCCUUACACUCGCGGCUACCGUGUGAACAGACCU